Molecule: messenger RNA, 1755 nt
Organism: Daldinia decipiens
Lineage: Eukaryota; Fungi; Ascomycota; Sordariomycetes; Xylariales; Hypoxylaceae
Product: acid protease
Exons: 6
Coding region: 131-1471 (446 amino acids)
Biological process (GO): proteolysis
Molecular function (GO): aspartic-type endopeptidase activity
Source: RefSeq, a predicted model, not a curated record
CCAGGGCAGACGCCUGACAAUGUCAUCAUCGGGAGAGACCUAGGCACGGGCGGAUGGAAGCGCGCGUCUUUAGGAGUUCUAAGCCAUCUCUUCGGAGGCGACGAAUAACCCGGCCAGCGAUCACUCGAAAAUGGCGCUCAUCAUGUUGCUCUUACUAGGCCUGCUGCCGUUCCUAUGCCUGUCGGCUUCCCUCCCGAAGCCCUCGCGAUUUGAUCAACUGGGACCGAGAGGUAAGCCGACAAGUGCUCACCGCACAUCCGAGAACGGAAGGCAUAUCAGAGCUACGCUUCAGUCUCGGAGGGUAAGAAAUAUAACUGGCGGUACGGUGUCCAUAAAUGACGAAACAUCUAAAAUCCCAAGUCGGUCACCACGAGAGCCGUUAGCACGAUAUGGUGCGGGAAUUGUAUAUAUGCUUGAACUCGCUCUCGGAACCCCCGGACAGAUAAUCUCGGCUAUCCUCGAUACCGGAUCGUACACGCUACUCGUGGAUCCGGACUGUAACCAGGCGGCGGACCCGAAAGCUUGUCGGACAUAUGGGUACUACGACACGCAACAGUCGUCUACCGCCAAAACCCUCAAUGGCUGGUUCUCUGGCCAAUUCGGCACUGGCUAUAUGGAGGGGGUCUGGUUCAGUGACACAGCCUAUAUCGGAUUAGACAACCUACCACUUCCUAAUCUAAGAGUCGGGGUAAGCAAGCGGAGCGAGUAUAUUUGGGCUGGGGUUUUGGGUGUCUCGUACGGCAAGGCGUGGAAUACCGGAUACCAAACCUUGCUGGAUCUUCUUGUUACGCAGGGCUAUAUUGAAGUGCCAAUAUUCAGCCUAGGCGUCGGAUACCAAGGUGGUGGGAGUCCGAGUGAUAUAAUCUUCGGAGGAGUAGACAGAAAGAAGUUCCGAGGAUAUCUAGAGCCUCUAGAGGUCUACCCGUACCCGGACCAGCAACUGAAGCUCUUUGGACAAGUAGGCUAUCGAGUAAAUAUAACAUCUUUGGGCGUCACUCCUCCCGGGCAGAACGAAACAAUGUUGACGGACACCGAUUUCGAACGCAAUGUACUAAUAGACUCCGGAUCUACGUAUACCUAUCUCGACGCGGACCUAGUCGCUACUAUUGCGAAGGCCUUGAACGCGUACCAAGAUGAGAAUGGAGUCUAUCGUGUAUCUUGCGACAUCCGAAGUUUGGACGGCUCCGUAAACUUUGGGUUUAAUUUCUAUAAUAUAAUCAUUAGAGUCAAUUAUGCCGACUUCAUCGUCGACUUCGAUAAUUAUUGCGCUCUCGGGGUCCAGCCGACGGAUAACCAAAAUUCAACGUGGGUGCUUGGGACGAGUUUCAUCCGAGCUGCGUAUCUUAUAUUCGAUCAGCUGAAUAAUGCCGUCUGGAUUGCACAAUACUUCCCGUGUGGUGAGAAUGAGAUAGCGGAUCUCACUCAGGAUGCCGGCAGACAACUGUGGUUAGAGGUCACGGGCUUAUGUUGAUUAAGAAGGGUGAAGAAGCAAACGGGACGCGGACAAAUAAGGCCCAAAGGGUUCUGAUGUGCUGCCCAGCGCAAAGGAUACCUAGGUAAUGAGCCCGGGGUUUUAUACCGCUUCAUUAUGCCAAUAGACAUACUAUAUACUGUAAGAUAGCCAUAUAAUUAACACCUCGCACGUGUAAGUCGUGCUUAAGAUUUGAAGAGCAUUCGCUAUAAUUUGCUCGGAUUUACGCUAAACAUCUGGUCCUCGAAUAUCCUCGCUCAAUGGACCUUGCCUCGUCCAAAUAU